AUGGAUUUCACCUUUCUUGGGGUCCGGAACUUUUUCGGGUCUGUCGGCAUGCAUUACGAGGGUUUCAUAAACCUUCAGGCCCAUUCGGGAUCAAAUCCCGAAUAUUGGCCGCCAGUUGCGCUAGGGCGCGCGCUGUGCGCGGCCACGCGUUGGUUGGGGGUUGGAAAUGUAGGACUACUUCCAUUAUUUUCUGUUAGUGCUGGUUCAAUUCCAUCAUCUGAUGAAAACGAAGCUUCAGCCAUAUCCGAAAGUACCCCCAAACGAUGUCCCGGAUGCUUGGGCAGAGACUCUAUUGCGAAUGCAGGUGCUAGGGUGGGACCUGCUGUUGUCAACAUAUCCAUUCAUCAGGGUAUGUUUGGAAUUGGUGGUGGGAAGGGUAUAGGUUCUGGAACUAUUAUUGACAAGGAUGGUACCAUUUUAACUUGUGCUCAUGCUGUGGUCGAUUUUCACGGAGUGCGAGCUGCAUCAAAAGGAAAGGUUGAUAUUACUUUGCAAGAUGGCAGGACAUUUGAGGGUACAGUGGUGAAUGCCGAUGUACAUUCUGAUAUUGCUAUUGUAAAGAUCAAUUCCAAAAGCCCACUCCCAACUGCAAAACUUGGCUCUUCAAGUAUGCUUCAACCUGGAGAUUGGGUGAUCGCCAUGGGCUGCCCACUCUCACUUCAGAAUACUGUAACUGCGGGUAUAGUAAGUUGUGUUGACCGUAAGAGUAGUGAUUUGGGUCUAGGCGGAAUGAGGAGAGAGUACUUACAGACAGAUUGCGCGAUAAAUCCGGGAAAUUCUGGGGGGCCCUUAGUCAAUAUUGAUGGAGAAGUCGUUGGUGUUAAUAUCAUGAAAGUGUAUGCUGCUGAUGGACUGAGUUUUGCUGUACCAAUUGACUCGGUCACCAAAAUUAUAGAGCACUUCAAGAAAAGAGGGAGAGUUGUCCGACCUUGGCUUGGAUUGAAAAUGAUUGAGCUUAACGAGAUGAUCAUCUCUCAGCUUAAAGGAAGAGAUGCCAACUUUCCAAAUGUUAAGAAUGGCAUUUUAAUAGCAAUGGUAACUCCUGGAUCACCUGCUGAUCGUGCUGGGUUCGAACCUGGUGAUGUCGUCGUCCAAUUUGACGGGAAGUCUGUUGAAAGCAUUAAGGAGGUAAUUGAAACAAUGGGUGACAGAGUUGGGGAACCCUUGAAGGUGGUCGUCAAAAGACCUAAAGAUAAAUUGGUCACUUUGACUGUGAUUCCGGAGGAGUCCAAUCCAUAUAUGUGAUGAGCCAAACUUUCAAAGCGCUUUUUUUUUUUUUUUUUUUUAAUUAGAGGAACAAAAUUAGCCGUUAGCAGGUUUUUGUAUGCUAGGGUCUUGUUUUACAGCUUACUUUUGUCUCAUCAAUAAUUAUCUCAUGUAAUGAAUAUAAGGCGUAUUUGUAUAUUCAUACAUACCCUUCUGCUGGGUAUACAAAUAUAUAAUUCUUGUUUUGACUCUCAAAU
Morus notabilis is the source of this 1463-nucleotide messenger RNA. RefSeq names its product putative protease Do-like 14. The transcript has 9 exons. Bases 1 to 1245 code for a protein of 414 amino acids. Gene Ontology annotation, biological process: proteolysis. Gene Ontology annotation, molecular function: serine-type endopeptidase activity; protein binding. The record is from RefSeq and is a predicted model, not a curated record. NCBI's taxonomy places the organism in Eukaryota, Viridiplantae, Streptophyta, Magnoliopsida, Rosales, Moraceae.